GCAGCGCGGCAGCGCCAGCGGCUCGCUCGGGCCGCAGCAGGAACCGCCGCCCCGUCAGCCUUGGCGCCAGCCACCCCGCAGCCAAGGCGCUGGCUGCGGCGCCAGCCAAGGCAGCCGAGGCGCCAGCCAAGGCGCCCGGUUGCGGCACCAGCCAAGGCAGCCGAGGCGCCAAAAGCGCCUCAGCCCCAGCCGCCCCAGCAGCACCGGCAGCCGAGGCAGCCAAGGCGCCAGCUAACAGCGCCAGCGCCGGCGCCAGCCCCAGCCCCAGCCCCAGCCCCAGCAGCCCCAGCAGCUUCGGCACCAGCUGCAGCACCAGCCCCGGCCCCGGCGCCAGCCUCGGCCACAGCGCCAGCCCCGGCCGCAGCCUCGGCGCCAGCCUCGCCGGCCAAGGCUUUUGCCGCAGAGCCGACCGCUCCGCGAAAACCGCCUCUGCUGGGGCGCGCCCAAAGAGCGUGACGCACCCGGCCGCCCGCUGGCGCGAGGCAGACCGGGAGGCCGACAGAGCCGCCGCGGAGGUCCUGGCCCGCAACCCGCAAGGGUUCGCAGAGGCAGCCGUGGCAGCUGGGGCUGUCUUCCGCUCGCUGCAGCCCGGCCCUGGCCUGCCAGCGGCCGGGUCAGGACCUGCGCGCCAGUGGUCCGAGGAGGAGUGGGCUGCCUGGCGCGCUCGCCACACCUGGGGAGGCCACGCGUGCGCCGCCUUCGCGCGCGCUGCGAUCGCCCGCGCAGGCAGCGACCCGGAGAUCUAG
Molecule: messenger RNA, 746 nt
Organism: Effrenium voratum
Lineage: Eukaryota; Dinophyceae; Suessiales; Symbiodiniaceae
Source: the annotation of a GenBank genome assembly